Molecule: messenger RNA, 3151 nt
Organism: Arvicola amphibius (Eurasian water vole)
Lineage: Eukaryota; Metazoa; Chordata; Mammalia; Rodentia; Cricetidae
Gene: Aldh3a2
Product: aldehyde dehydrogenase 3 family member A2
Exons: 11
Coding region: 134-1660 (508 amino acids)
Biological process (GO): aldehyde metabolic process
Cellular component (GO): cytoplasm
Molecular function (GO): aldehyde dehydrogenase (NAD+) activity
Source: RefSeq, a predicted model, not a curated record
CGUGGGGGCUGGCUUACCUGGAGGCCUGGUCCGGGCCGGUAGGCUGGUGGCCAGGGUGAGCCCAGCGCAGUCCGCGCGUCGCCGGGACUGUGCGGCCACACCUACCCCUCUCCGUGUUCUCAGCAGCCCGGUCAUGGAGCGUCAGGUCCAGCGGCUUCGCCAGGCGUUCCGGUCCGGCCGAUCGCGGCCGCUGCGCUUCCGACAGCAGCAGCUCGAGGCCCUGCGGAGGAUGGUGCAGGAGUGCGAGAAGGACAUCUUGGCAGCCAUCGCGGCGGACCUGAGCAAGAGCGAACUCAAUGCCUACAGCCACGAAGUCAUUACCAUCCUUGGGGAAAUUGAUUUUAUGCUCGCAAAUCUUCCUGAAUUGGCUUCUGCUAAACCAGCUAAGAAGAAUCUGCUUACCAUGUUGGAUGAGGCCUAUGUUCAGCCAGAGCCUCUGGGAGUCGUAUUGAUUAUUGGAGCUUGGAACUACCCUUUUGUUCUUAUCAUGCAGCCUCUGGUGGGAGCCAUCGCUGCAGGAAAUGCUGCGAUUGUUAAGCCUUCGGAACUAAGUGAAAACACAGCUAAACUCUUGGCUAAACUCCUCCCUCAGUAUUUAGACCAGGACCUGUAUGCGGUUGUUAAUGGUGGUGUUGCGGAGACCACGGAGCUCCUGAAGCAGCGGUUCGACCACAUUCUCUACACAGGCAACACCGCGGUGGGAAAGGUUGUUAUGGAAGCUGCUGCCAAGCAUCUGACCCCUGUGACCCUGGAACUCGGGGGGAAAAGCCCAUGCUACAUUGACAGAGACUGUGAUCUAGACGUCGCUUGCAGACGCAUAACCUGGGGAAAGUACAUGAACUGUGGUCAGACCUGCAUAGCUCCAGACUACGUCCUCUGCGAAGCCUCGCUCCAGGAGCAGAUCGUACAGAAGGUUAAGGAGACGGUGAAGGACUUUUAUGGGGAAAACAUAAAAGAGUCUCCUGAUUAUGAAAGGAUCAUCAAUCUUCGUCACUUUAAGAGGUUACAAGGUUUGCUUGAAGGACAGAAAAUAGCUUUUGGCGGGGAGACGGAUGAGGUCACACGCUACAUAGCCCCAACCGUACUUACUGAUGUUGAUCCUAAUUCCAAGGUGAUGCAGGAAGAAAUUUUUGGACCAAUUCUCCCAAUAGUGUCUGUGAAAAAUGUAGAUGAAGCCAUUAAUUUCAUAAAUGAUCGUGAAAAGCCCCUGGCGCUCUACGUGUUUUCUCAUAACAACAAGCUGAUCAGACGGGUGAUCGAGGAAACCUCCAGCGGUGGGGUCACAGGCAAUGAUGUCAUCAUGCACUUCACUGUCAAUUCUUUGCCCUUUGGAGGUGUGGGUGCCAGCGGAAUGGGGGCUUACCAUGGGAAAUACAGCUUUGACACCUUUUCUCAUCAGCGCCCCUGUUUAUUGAAAGGGUUAAAGGGAGAGAGCGCCAAUAAGCUCAGGUACCCUCCCAACAGCCAGUCCAAGCUCGGCUGGGCCAAGUUCUUCCUGCUGAAAAAGUUCAACAGAGCAGGGCUGCUGACGCUGCUGGUCACGUGCUUAGCUGUGAUUGCAGCCGUGUUCAUCAAGAAAUACCAAGCUCUGCCGAGGGGGAAUGCCCUGUUGGCUUCUCUGGCAGUUCACAGACUGCGCUGGCCCAGUAAACACUCAUGAUCAGAUCUCAGCUGUCUGUUGAGAGUGAGGAAUAUUUGUAAUGACUUCCUCGUAACCUCUACUGAAUCGUUCCUCUACCAAAUGCUUGACAAACCAAUACCUUUAAAAUUGUACCCAAACCAGGAAGUCACAGAUGUACUGCAAUCAAACCUAAGCCAUUGCCACUUACCGCUAAUGAAACUCACUGAGCCAAAUUCCAGCAUUUGUCAGCAGCGAAGGUACCGGGAGGACAUAGACUGUGCUGGGGGCGAGAACGUGCCACGUGAAGUCCCAGCUCCAUGGGUGGUGUCAGGGAGAAUGGUAGCUCCAGUUCAUAGCACUUCCCACUCCUGCGUCUUCUGCUCUCAGGCGGCAGCUGUCUGGAGAGGCGAGGUUAGUUCUUCCCAGCUCAUGUUAGGGGUUGAGGUCCUAAACUGGGGAAGUGGGUACGUCCACCUCAUCUACUGUGCCAAGACUCUGACCUUCAGGAACUGGCUCUCCAUUUAAACAUCCUUUCUUGUUCAUUGCACAUCACCUGAAGUCUGUCGUGACUGUCCACAGUGCCUUUAUGAUGACAUCAGCUAUACCGAGCCUCUUGUCAGGAAGCAGUGCUUUCUUUGUGAAUGCCACUGAGAACAUCUUGUAGUCACAGCUGUUCCAGAGGCCAAGGUUAGAAGAUCCCUGAGCCCAGGAGUUUGGGACCAGCCUAGGCUACAUGGUGAGGAACCCCACCCCCCAUUCUCCAUAAAGACCCUUCGAGAUCCUAAAGUUGAAUGUCACAUAGAUCUUCAAGGAUAAAUCUUUUCUUGUUUUCAAAGCACAAUGCAAGGAAACUUCACUUUUUAAAUUUUAGAGGGAUCCCUUUCUGAAUAAAUUUAGCCUACAGAUCUUAAAGUGUGGUCCAGCUCCUGUCCUGAAAAGGGGAUGUUAGGAUCGGAGGCUUCAGAAGGCACGGGACAGAGACUGUUGGAGAUUGCUGUGAGCUGGUGGGACACACUGAAGGGAUGGGACGAUAAGAAGAGCUCCCGAGCACGUGGGGCAUUGUUCUCAUUCAUAUCCUGAUGUGGCCAAGCGGGGCAGUGGCAAAAGAGAUCAGUGUGGAGCUCAGCUCUCUGCUGCCAGGGCCUGGCUGCACCCCAACCCCAAGCUGCAGAGCUCCCACUGCCUUCCUGGGAUCCAGAUUAAGACUUGAUCCCACUCAAUGAGAAUGUAACUUGCUUUAUUGACUGUAUAACCAUCUUUGCUGAAUAACCUGUUCCAUCACUGAAGCUGUCUGAAGGGUGUUGUCUCUACAAAAGUAUGAGGUAUCAAAACAAAAACAAACCAUUGUCCUAUUUAGCAAGUAGUUGCUUAUGUGACAAUUGUCAUAGACUAAUCAUAAAAUAUUUUGCACAAAAUUCCAAUGUAGAAUUUGCUCUUACUAUUACGUUAAAUUAUAAAUCAUAACUUCUAAUUAUACUAGAAUACUUACAUACUAUACUAAUCUUCAAAAUAAAUGUUUUUCAUAAAUUA